CUCUUAGCUUAUUGUUGUGUCUAUAAAUAUAGUAAGUAGCAUAAUUGAAUCCCAAAGCUAAGUGAGCAUCUUAAGAGAAGAUUCCAUUUGGAGGUCCCGUGUUGAAGAUGAUGAGCCUGUUGGAAGAUUCUGGAAAUCUGGAAGCUCUAACUUUGAAUUACUUUGCUAUCAACAACUUAUGGACAUGGCUUGCCGUUAUAACCGCUGCUCUAAGCUUCUGGAAGAUUCGUGUCUCCGCUAACUCUCCUCACCUCACGGACCUUCACGCUGUCCCUCAGCACCCACCUCAUGAUCAUCGUGAUGACCCGCCGUCUGUCCCGACUCUUGUUUUUGGAGACGUUGACGUUGACGGACCCACAAAAGGGAAGUUUACCGUGUAUUACGAGGACGAUGAUGACGUGGCACGCGAGAGCCACCAGGAGUUAUUAACGGAGUGGCACGGCGGCUGCGAGUCGGAGUGGUGGGAGAGUUGGGAACGGUUGUUGAAGUUGAGAGUUGGAGAGAACCAGAACGGUUGGUACACGUGGCAGGAUUUAACGGCGAUUAACGGCAACGUUGUUAGAUUAUGGGACGGAGAGUUCCCGUUGAAGAACAGGCAACACGUUCAUGUAUGGUAAUAAUGAGAGAUGAAUUAAUCAUUUAGAUUAAUAAUGAGAUGUAUGUAUGGGUUAAUAAUUAGAUUAUUAAUUAGGAUCUCUCCAUCAACAGCGAGAGAUUAAUAAUAUGUAUAUAUGUUGCAGCACUGGAUUUGGAUUAAAUCUAUUUGCUUCUUAAUUA
This is a messenger RNA of Arachis stenosperma, 777 nucleotides long. RefSeq lists its product as uncharacterized. The record is from RefSeq and is a predicted model, not a curated record. The transcript has a single exon. The coding region runs from base 108 to 617 and encodes 169 amino acids. Lineage: Eukaryota; Viridiplantae; Streptophyta; Magnoliopsida; Fabales; Fabaceae.